Messenger RNA from Morchella importuna, 438 nucleotides. RefSeq lists its product as uncharacterized. The transcript has a single exon. The record is from RefSeq and is a predicted model, not a curated record. Bases 1 to 438 code for a protein of 145 amino acids. NCBI's taxonomy places the organism in Eukaryota, Fungi, Ascomycota, Pezizomycetes, Pezizales, Morchellaceae.
AUGGCCAGCGGAAGCAUGAACCUCAAAUUUCUAUCGACAAGGCGCCUUGUGGAGGUGGAGAGCCUAUGCGACUAUGUGAUACGAUCACUUGAGAAUCGUCACUUCGGUCAGCCCCCCCCUUCUUCGAACCAAGAGGCCGCCAACAAUCUUUUAAAGAGUAAGGAGAGCGACUCAAUGAUUGAGCAUAAUCUGGAAGCAGUGAGGAGUUUACAUACACUUGUUGGAAAUAUGUUGGAUACGCCAAAGAAGCGCCCAUGGCUCCAAACGCCGGAGGAGGAAGAGGAAGAGUAUCGAGUGGAAGCAUCUAUGAUCUCUGACAAGCCAUUCAUGAUGAGGACUGUCCUGGGGGAUACGUUGAGGUUAUGUAUUCUUCAGGGGGAUUGUACGGAAGAUGGAAAGCUGUUAUGGGCAAGCACUGAUCAGGACGUAAAAGGAUGA